This is a messenger RNA of Kwoniella mangroviensis CBS 8507, 1233 nucleotides long. RefSeq lists its product as uncharacterized. The record is from RefSeq and is a predicted model, not a curated record. The coding region runs from base 1 to 1233 and encodes 410 amino acids. The transcript has 3 exons. Lineage: Eukaryota; Fungi; Basidiomycota; Tremellomycetes; Tremellales; Cryptococcaceae.
AUGAGCGUCGCUUUGGAACACAGGAGGAAGGAUGGAAAUGCGAUAGGAAGUGGGUUGAUACAAAAGGAGAAGGGAAAGGAUAUCAGUAUAUGGUCAAAGGAAUACAACAUAAUCAACGAAAUGACUGCACCACCACCGCCUAUCCCAGCUAGAUCCCGUCUUCGAACCGUAUCUUCCGACGCCAAACCACUCGAAGAUCAUUCCGAGUCCGUUGCAACACAGUUUGAAGUCCCAUCUCCUGUCUCAGGGACAUCAACCGAUAUGAAAAUCAUCACACAUCGACAAUCAUCUUUAUCCUUAUUCAAAUUACCUGUCGAUCCUCUCCCUCCUCCUCCCAUGACACCCACCUCACCUACCUUUUCUUCAUCUAUCAAAGAAUCCCCUUCGAACGAUUCAACUUUCGGAUUUGGUAAAAGAAAAUCGUCAAAAGCUGUUGAGAGGGAUCCGUUAAAGGUCAGAGAUGGAUUACAAGCUAAGGAGAGUACGAGUGGUGUUUAUACUCCACUUACAUUCCCCGGAGCUCAAGGUCCUCGUCCAUCCCAUUUCCCAACUCACGUCUACACCCCCACGAACUUUUCACUCUAUCCUCAGGGUGACUCUCCAGCUUCACCAUCCGGAUCAUCCUCGUCAUCUCAAUCUGACUCCACCGCCCCGCCUAAAACACCCUUAUCACCCACUGGUAGAUUAUCCAAAGCCGUGUCAUCGAAUAUGCGAAGAUUAUCUAGUGGGAUCGUGUCAUUGAAAGAUAGGACUUAUUACGGUAACAGCAGUGGUACGAUGCACCAACGAAGCGUUACUACUCCGAUGUUGGAAAGUGGAGAAUACAACUACCAAGGCAGUUUAUCAAAUGCUUGUAAUUCUUACGAGACCAACCUUGGAGGGACGGGGACGGGUCACUCGAGAGAAUCAAGUUCGAGUUGGGCAUCAUGGGGUGAUAUGAUUGGUAAUUCCAAACCAAGGAUACCAUCCACAUUAUAUCAUACCGAUACAAGUUACUUUCCCCCUGUUUCUUCUCCCAUCAGUCAGAAUGUGGGGUUGGGUAUGGGGAUAGAGGAAGGUGAGGGUACCAGGAAGACUGGGGCGAUAGAUUCGUCAUCGGAUCCAGUCAACUUCGCUGAUGGUCCAGGACCCAGAGAUCUUGGACCGGGAAGUGGAAGUUUAGCAGGUAAAGGAAAGAGGAAACCUGUUCCUAGAUUAGGUGGGGGAGAAGAACCUCAGGUACAUGCGAUGUAA